Colletotrichum phormii is the source of this 2367-nucleotide messenger RNA. RefSeq names its product family 20 glycosyl hydrolase. The coding region runs from base 162 to 2321 and encodes 719 amino acids. Lineage: Eukaryota; Fungi; Ascomycota; Sordariomycetes; Glomerellales; Glomerellaceae. The record is from RefSeq and is a predicted model, not a curated record. Gene Ontology annotation, biological process: carbohydrate metabolic process. Gene Ontology annotation, molecular function: beta-N-acetylhexosaminidase activity. The transcript has a single exon.
GAUGAAGUGAGGGGUGAUAACACUGAAGCCGAGAUACGGACAGAGGCAUGUAGUCUUUCUGCAUAAAUGGGCAACCAUUCUGAAGGCAAUGUAAUUGAGGAGUGUUCGAAGCCAGGUUAGGAGAUAGGCCAUACCAAGCUUAGGCGAAAUAAGCUCAAGUUAUGGCUCUCUUGCAACUCAUCACAGCAUGCCUCUGCACUCCGGUGUUGGCAGGGGGUCUCCAAAUUCUCCCACCCACACUCCGAACUUCGGAACCCUCCCAAGGCGCUGUAUGGCAAGCGAACAAAAGCCCAAAGACCAUCUACAUCGAGAGCAGUCUAGCCUCCAAAGCCGAUACAGAUGGCUUAAGUCUCAUUCCACCAAGCGGCCACGAUUUCGCGAAGCUCUUCCAACACGACAUUAGCGAGCUUACCGGCGUCAACUGGACAUUACAGCGCGUCGAUCAUCUCCCGAACCCCGCCAACGCCAGCGGCAUCCUUCUCGGCCUGUUCACCGGCAAUACCUCGUCGCUCACAUACGAGAAUGGCGACCCUACGUCAGAGGGCUAUGAGCUCGUCGUCUCUCCGACUGGCGCCUUUAUCGGCGGCACAGGCGCACGCGGAAUGUGGUGGGGGACCAGGACGCUGCUUCAGCUCCUGCUCACAGGGAACGGGACUGUGCCCGCGGGGCGAUCGGUUGACGCGCCGGCAUAUGCCACGCGAGGCUUCAUGCUCGACGCCGGACGCAAAUGGUACGCACCCGCUUUCCUGAAGGAGCUUUGCAGCUUCGCUUCCUUCUUCAAGAUGAGCGAGUUCCACUAUCACCUCAGCGACAAUUACCCGCUCAACCGCGGGCAAAACGCGUCAUGGCAGGACGUCUACUCGCACUUUUCGCUAAGGCCGGAAGACGAGAGUUUGCUACCGAUCCUUCACGGUCGGGAGAAUGAGACGUUAUCCCGAGAGGACUUUGCCGAUCUUCAAAGCCAUUGCGCAUCGAGAGGUGUUACUGUUAUCCCUGAGAUCGAAGCCCCAGGCCAUUGCCUCUACCUCACGAAGUGGAAGCCCGAGCUCUCAUUGCCGAAGCGCGACUUGCUCAAUUUGUCUCAUCCGGACACUAUCCCGACCGUUAAGCGUAUUUGGUCAGAGUUCCUGCCCUGGUUCGAGACAAAAGAAGUUCACGUUGGCGCAGACGAGUAUGAUGCGACGCUGGCCGACGACUACAUUGGGUUCGUGAAUGAGAUGUCUUCCUUCAUCAAUUCCACUACCGGCAAGCGGAUUCGGAUCUGGGGAACGAAUGAGCCAUCCGAGAACAGAACCAUCUCCAAAGACGUAGUCAUCCAACACUGGCAGUACGGCGAAUCGGACCCGGUUUUACUGGCAGACAACGAUUACGAUGUCAUCAACUCCGAGGACUGGUGGGCAUACAUGUCUCUCAAGAACGACCAUAUGCCCAUCCUGCCUGCUCGCUAUCCUCAGUUCUACAACGAGACUCGAGUCCUCAACUUCGCCAACGAACCAGAGUGGCAGUGGACCCCGGCGGAUUUUAACCCUUUUAACAAGACCAUGCAGCUGCCAGAUAGUUCGCCGUCAAACAAAGGUGCCAUUCUUGCAGCAUGGAACGACAAUGGUCCGGAUGCCUCAACCCAGCUGGAGGCUUACUAUGCCAUGCGUCGAGGCAUAGCGCUAGUCGGAGCCCGCGCGUGGAGUGGCAGCCGUGGCGCAGAGCUCGUGGAGGAAGGAGUUGCGUCCAGCAUCGAUUUCUUCACGCCUCUCGCACCGGGGCAGAAUCUUGAGCGCAUAGUGAAGAAGUCCAAAUCUACUUGUAAAAGCCCAUUAUUCUCGUGGUCUCGCUCUUCCAACGACUCCGAGGCAGUACACCUCGACCACGGAAGCAAGGGGAUGAACUAUACACUUACUCUGGCUGCCACUGGACCUUUCAUCCUCUCCGGUCCGGACACCGCUCUCUCGUUAGAUGAAAGUGGCACCCUUGUUUUUACUGCGGACGGAUGGCCUUAUCCUCUUCGGUCCGUGAGCGAACAAGAUGCCAUGCAACUCGACCCUGGGCACCCAGGUCGGAUUUGGUCGAACGUGUCUACUUCGACACACGAAGCAGUGACGGUAUCGAAGCUACCUGCAAACAUCACCAUCACCGCAGACGUGCUUCACGGGAGCAUGGCUUGGAUCAAUGGGCAAUUCGCAGGGCGCUUCGAGGUUUUUGUGUAUGGGGGUCGUAACACACUCUUCAGCUGGAGCCAAAUGGCCUUAGUUGCGCCCUUGGAGGAUGUAAAAGGUCCUGGUUUACAGGGCGUUGUGUUGGAAGGUACUGCCAAUUUGGCGACGUAGAAAGAGCUCGCGUUCAAUGACAAGACAUCUGUUCCUAAUGUUUAAA